This is a messenger RNA of Sinocyclocheilus anshuiensis, 387 nucleotides long. Its product is annotated as lysophospholipid acyltransferase 2-like. The transcript is spliced from 4 exons. Lineage: Eukaryota; Metazoa; Chordata; Actinopteri; Cypriniformes; Cyprinidae. Gene Ontology annotation, cellular component: membrane. The annotation marks the transcript as partial. Gene Ontology annotation, molecular function: acyltransferase activity. The record is from RefSeq and is a predicted model, not a curated record. Gene Ontology annotation, biological process: lipid modification.
UCUAACCCUUUCUACAUCCAGGUCUUGUACCUCUACAUCUCCAUGUUGGCUUUACGCCCCAAAUACUACUUUGUAUGGACAUUAGCCGAUGCCAUCAACAAUGCAGCUGGUUUCGGGUUUAAUGGCUAUAACACAGAUGGCACCCCAAAAUGGGACAGAAUAUCAAACUUAAGAAUACUCAAUAUUGAGUUCGCCACCAGCUUCAAGAUGUUCUUGGAUAACUGGAACAUUCAGACAGCACUUUGGUUGAAAAGAGUGUGUUAUGAGCGCUGCCCGUACAAUCCGACUGCGGCCACAUUCCUCCUCUCAGCCAUCUGGCACGGAGCUUACCCAGGGUAUUACCUGACCUUCAUCACAGGCAUUGUUGUAACAAUGGCAGCACGGGCA